AUGCCUGUUUGGACACUUAUUACUGAUAUCCUUUUACCAAUAAUUAAAAAGCCUGUCAUAGAAUUAGAUACUCAUCUCAAAAAGACGUUUCAACGACAUUUAAAAAUUCUUCUUGGCUUAUUAAUCUGUUUAACACUGACUAUUACUACUGAAAUUAUCAAUACAUAUAAAAAUGAAUCAAACACUACCGCAAUGUUGGAUAAUUUUAAAAACUCUACUACAACUGAAAAUAAUGUUUAUACAACACUUGGUAUUCUUAAUAUUUUCAUAUUGUUAAUUGUUACAAUAUUUAUUUCAUCUCCACUCUAUGGUAUUAUUGUAUUUUAUAUAUCAUUUAUGAGAGGUAUAGAAACAAUUUAUCCAAUAAUUGAUCUAAUAAAUUUUAUAUUAGUUUAUCAACAAAAAAUGAAUCAGCAAUAUGAUGUUUAUAUUAAUUUGAUCAAGAAUAAUACUGAGAUACCGAUUUCUACAUCACAUUUUCUAUUUCCAUCUAUAAGUUUAUUAAUUUCAUUUGGAAUAUGUAUUAUCAGAAUUAUUUUAUCAUUUCAAAUUGUGCACAAUGAAGUCGAAAAACAUUUUAAUAAAAAGUUUCUAUUCAUUUGUAUUGAUUUCUAUCUUCAAUUACAAUUAUUUAUACUCGGUUAUUCGCCAUUAAACCCUUUGAUGCUAUUGAGAAAAACGGUCGUAUUUUGUCUAUCUGUACAUUUAUUAGUUCUAUUUCAAGAUAAAACAUUUUGGUGUGGACUAACUACUUCUGGUGCCUACUGGGUUUAUGAUAAGAGAAGCCUUUUAAGUAAAUUAGUUUUAAAAAUAUCAAAAAUAAAUUUCGAUAUGAAAUAUCAACUUCCUGGAUAUAUGACAGCUUGUUUCAUAAUUUUAUGUCGAUGUACAAUUGGUAUAAUAUUUCUAUCUAUGAUGUUGUCUUAUUCAAAUGAUCAAACUAUUUUAUUACCCCCAUUUAAUUCUCAUAUAAAACUAUGUUUUUAUACUCUAUUUAACCCUGGUAUCAUGAUCAAUGGUUUAUUUAUUAUCUUGGUGGUCUUAUUCAUUUAUGAUGGAUGGAAUUAUUGGUGCUAUUUGGAUACGAAAGGUGUUGUGUGGUUUUAUACAGGUAUGAAUUAUUUAUCUACAUGGAAGGCCGGUAUUAGAAUCAAUCUGAAUAAUAAAAAAUAUAGUCGGAAAACAGUUUCAACAAAGACGUUGAACAUUGAUAACAGUGCAUUUCCUAUGUCAAAAAAUCCAGUAUUAACAGACCGAAUAUCCUCGCCAAAGUUGAAAUUACAACACAGAAAUCCUUUGACAAUGUCGUUACAAUCGAAUCAAAGCGAGGUAACAAAUCUUGAAAAUGAUAUUAAUGAGAAUCAAUCGUCAUCUGGUUCUGAUACUUUUAAUGAUAUUCCCAAAAUAGUUAAACCAAUGACAAUAGUUGAUGAAGUCAGUGAAAAUCAAAUGAAUUCAAAUAUUUCCAAAAUUCUCAUUCGGUUUUACGAUGAAAACAAUGAAGUUAUUCUUCUUCAACCUGAACUUAUUACAAGGAAAAGAAACAACAAUUCACAAACAAAUGUAGAUGAUGUAUUACUAGCAAAAGAUCAAGCUCGUUUUCAAUUAAAAGAAUAUGAUAUUGUCAUUAUGCAAUUAGGAAAUACAGGUGUUGGAAAAUCUUCUUUAUGUCAGGCAUUAACAAAUAAUCCAGGUUUUCGAGCUGGCACUCUUAAUGGUACAACAUUGGUACCACGAGCAGGUAUUAUCGAAAAGGACAAUGAUCUCUUAUUCCCCUCUGAUAAACGGAUAAGAUAUGUAAUCGUUGAUGUUCCCGGUUUAAAUCAAGCAUGUGUAACAGAAACACGUAAUCUGUAUAUUUCUCAAACAAAUGAUGUUGGUCAAAUUAUUGAAGAAAAACUUAAACUUUCUCACAUUGAAAGAUUAAUUAUUGACUUAUCAAAACUUAUGACAAUAUGUUUGCUAGUUAUUGAUGAUAAAAUAUUAAACGGUUUUAAAGUACUCUAUGAUAAAGUCAUUGAUAUGUUAGUAACCGGUAUAAAAGAAGGACAUAUAAAAAAAUAUGCUAACAUAUCAGAUGAAGAAUUAAAAUUAUUGGUUAUGAAACGUAUAAUUAUUGUAUGUAAUAAAUAUGAUCGUUUAUUUGACUAUGAAAAUUGUGAAGAACAAAAACAUAUUAUCAUCAAUGAUAUUGAGCAAGUAUUAGAUAAAAAAGGUAUACCAAUUAUUUUUACUGUUGCCGCAUCAUAUUCUGCUUCUAAUGGUUUUGGACAAUUUACUGAAAGAAAAACAAAUGAAUUAAAGUCCCCUAACUAUAUACAAACAAUUAACGAAUUAAAACAUGUUAUACAUGAAAAAAUUCUAGAACAUAAAGAAGAUUUAAUUGAACAAUUAAAAGGUCAAAACAGACGUACAAAAGUUGUGCAGGAAGCAUAUAAACGAGGAAAUGAACGUUUAAUUGCUAAACAUCAAAAUAAUAAUCGAGCUAUAAGUUUUCUUUCAACUGCGCCAGGCAUAGCUCGAACAUUUUACUAUCGUGCCAAGGAAAAUGAAUGGUUAAAGUCAGUCACACCAAAUAUAGCUCAAACGUUUUAUCAGCGUGCCAAAGAAAUAGAAAAGAGUUGGGGUAUUAAUACAAAUAGAGUUCAAAUGAAUAAAAUUGUACAUGAACAUAAAUUAACAAAUUUUGUUGGUUUUAAUCGAAAUAAUCAAUAUAUUUGUAAUAUUUGUGAAUCUCAAAAUGAUAAUGGAACUCUUCCUCAUGUAUGGUGGUACUGUGAGAAGAAAGAAUGUUUCGAUAUUAAAAAUAGAUGGUAUAACAGGAUUAUUGGGUGGCCAGCAGUCACAAGUAACGAUCAACAGGAAAUUGCUGAACAGAAUGCAGAAGUCAUCUCAUUACAACUAGUGAUGCGCUGUGAUUAUGAGGUAACUAAGGUCGGCUGGACAGAAACAUCGUGGUCGACAAAGGAUGUUGAUCAACCAUGGAAUAUUAUCGACGAAUUGCGAGCUAUAUCGAAAGAGCUAAAUGUUAGCGUGGCAGCCGUAGCUCUGCGAUGGAUAGUUCAACAACCUGGUGUAACAUCGACCAUCAGAGGUGCAAAACCACUUGAUCAGUUGAAUGAUAAUAUGCAAUGUGUCACAUUUCAAUUGAGUGAUGAACAAAUGGCUCGAUUAACAAAAGUAUCGGACACACCACUGCCAUAUCCGUUCAAUAUGAUCGCCAGCUUCAAUUGA
This is a messenger RNA of Didymodactylos carnosus, 3234 nucleotides long. The record is from the annotation of a GenBank genome assembly. NCBI's taxonomy places the organism in Eukaryota, Metazoa, Rotifera, Eurotatoria, Philodinida, Philodinidae.